CUACAGCUCCCCACAGGGGCUACAGUCCCCCAACAGGAGCCAAAUGGCCCCCGCAGAGGCUACCACCCCCCUGCAGGGCCCAUGUGCCCCACCUCCGCUUGCUCCCCCAGCCCCUAGGAUUGCCGCCCUGCCUGGAUCCAUCCUCCACCAGCUCCUGCCCAGUGACCCAGACGGCAGCUGGAACUGCUGGUACAAGGCUGUAGUCCUGGCAGCCAAUCAUUUUGGUAGAUUUUUUACUGGUCAGAUAACAGCAGCUGGAAAAGUUCCUCCUGCAAAGAUGUUGAUAAUUGGUGGUGGUGUGGCUGGGCUGGCUGCUGCAGGAGCUGCUAGAGCAAUGGGAGCCAUUGUCAGGGGAUUUGACACCAGGCCUGCAGCACUGGAGCAGUUUAAGUCCCUUGGAGCAGAAACUCUAGAAGUGGACAUUGCAGAAACUGGAGAAGGGGUCGGAGGUUAUGCAAAAGAAAUGUCUAAAGAAUUUAUUGAAGCAGAACUGGCAUUGUUUGCUAGACAAUGUAAAGAUGUGGAUAUUGUUAUUAGUACUGCUCUUAUUCCAGGAAAGAAAGCUCCAAUCCUAAUCACUAAGACUAUGGUGGAAUCAAUGAAGGAUGGCUCAGUCAUUGUAGACCUUGCAUCUGAGGCUGGGGGGAAUGUGGAAACAACUCACCCUGAAGAGCUCUACAUUCACAAGGGUGUGGUGCACAUUGGUUAUACAGACUUGCCAAGUAGAAUGGCUACUCAGGCCAGUAGCCUUUAUUCCAACAACAUCUUGAAAUUAUUAAAAGCUAUUUCUCCUGACAAAGAAUAUUUUUAUUUUGAGCCAAGGGAUGAUUUUGAUUAUGGGACUAUUGAUCAUGUCAUUAGAGGAACUGUGAUAAUGAAGGAAGGCAAGACUUUAUUUCCAGCACCUUUACCAAGAACAGCACCACCUUCUGCUCCUGCUAAACCAAAAUCUGUGCAGGAGUUAGAAGCAGAGAAACAAGCUUUGAUCUCGCCAUUCAGGAAGACCAUGACAUCAGCUGGAGCUUACACAGCAGGCUUGACAAGCAUUUUGGGGCUGGGGCUCAUUUCUCCCAAUUCUGCUUUUACCCAAAUGGUGACUACAUUUGGGCUUGCUGGAAUAGUUGGUUAUCAUACUGUCUGGGGAGUCACUCCUGCCUUGCAUUCACCGCUCAUGUCAGUAACAAAUGCAAUUUCUGGUCUUACUGCUGUUGGAGGUUUGGUUUUAAUGGGAGGAUCUUACUUCCCUAGCGGUAUUCCUCAAAUCUUAGCCUUAGUAGCUGCAUUUGUUUCAUCUGUGAAUAUUGCAGGUGGUUUCUUAAUUACACAGCGAAUGCUGGAUAUGUUCAAGCGACCUACAGAUCCACCUGAAUAUAAUUACCUCUACCUCCUCCCUGGAGCUCUGUUUGUUGGGGGUUAUGGUGCCUCUCUUGCCAGUGGACAUAGUAUUGAACAGAUGAUGUAUCUGGGCUCAGGCCUUUGCUGUGUUGGUGCACUGGCAGGACUUUCUAGUCAGAACACUUCUAGACUUGGUAAUGCCCUAGGUAUGAUUGGGGUGGCUGGUGGUUUAGCUGCUACGCUAGGAGCACUGAAACCUGCCCCAGAAUUACUCGCUCAGAUGUCCACUGCCAUGGCUAUUGGUGGCACAAUUGGUCUUACCAUUGCGAAACGGAUUGAAAUCUCUGACCUUCCACAGCUUGUAGCUGCAUUUCACAGUCUGGUUGGUUUGGCAGCUGUUCUUACAUGCAUUGCUGAGUAUAUGAUUGAAUAUCCACACCUUGAUGUUCACCCUUCUGCCAAUGUUCUCAAAACUGUUGCCUAUUUAGGGACCUACAUUGGGGGUGUCACCUUCAGUGGCUCUUUAGUAGCUUAUGGAAAAUUGCAAGGUAUGCUGAACUCAGCAGCACUCCUUCUACCUGGUCGCCAUUACCUGAAUGGUGGUUUGUUGGCAGCAUCAGUAGGUGGUAUGAUCCCUUUUAUGUUGGAUCCAAGCUUCACUACCGGCAUGGCCUGUCUCCUUGGUGUUUCAGGGCUCUCUUCCAUCAUGGGAGUGACUCUUACAGCAGCUAUAGGUGGAGCUGACAUGCCUGUGGUCAUCACUGUCCUGAACAGCUACUCUGGCUGGGCUUUGUGUGCAGAAGGUUUUCUUCUUGACAACAACCUGAUGACAAUUGUUGGUGCCUUGAUUGGUUCAUCUGGAGCUAUCCUCUCUUACAUCAUGUGUGUGGCCAUGAACAGGUCUUUGCCAAACGUCAUUUUGGGUGGAUAUGGCACAACUUCUACAGCUGGAGGGAAACCUAUGGAAAUUGUUGGAACACAUACUGAAAUUGGAGUUGACCAAGCUAUUGAAAUGAUAAAAGAAGCUAACUCUAUCAUCAUUACCCCAGGCUGGGGUCUUUGUGCAGCCAAGGCCCAGUAUCCUAUUGCUGACAUGGUGAAAAUGCUUAAUGAACAAGGAAAGAAUGCCAGGUUUGGCAUCCAUCCUGUAGCAGGCCGGAUGCCAGGACAGCUGAAUGUGCUGCUGGCAGAAGCUGGUGUACCUUAUGAUGUUGUAUUAGAAAUGGAUGAGAUCAAUGAAGAUUUUCCAGAAACAGACUUGGCUCUGGUCAUUGGUGCAAAUGACACGGUGAACUCUGCAGCCCAGGAGGAUCCCAAUUCUAUUAUUGCCGGCAUGCCAGUCUUAGAGGUCUGGAAAGCUAAGCAGGUUAUUGUCAUGAAGCGUACACUGGGAGUUGGGUAUGCAGCUGUGGAUAACCCUAUUUUUUACAAACCUAACACUUCAAUGUUGCUUGGAGAUGCAAAGAAAACAUGUGAUGCUUUGCAAGGCAAGAUUAGGGAAAUGUAUUAUACUCAUUAACAAUGUUAUUUAGAGUUGUAAAAAGGAACAAAAUAUCAUUUGUAUUUUUCAGUACAGUUUGGAGGCGCAUCCAGCACCUUAUUUAUAUAGAACCAUUUAAAAAAUAAAAGGGCAUCCAAACUUAACAAAUUAGCUGGUAGACUGACUGCUGGUUUGUGUGCCUUAGCAGACACAAAUGUAUGUCUUUACAUGUAAUAAAAAACAUUUUUGCUCUAUA
Molecule: messenger RNA, 3071 nt
Organism: Alligator sinensis (Chinese alligator)
Lineage: Eukaryota; Metazoa; Chordata; Crocodylia; Alligatoridae
Product: NAD(P) transhydrogenase, mitochondrial-like
Exons: 19
Coding region: 44-2854 (936 amino acids)
Biological process (GO): NADPH regeneration
Cellular component (GO): mitochondrial inner membrane
Molecular function (GO): NADP binding; NAD binding
Source: RefSeq, a predicted model, not a curated record